AUUACCAAAAAAAAAAAAAUAAAAACAUUUUUUUUAGAAUUUUAAAAUUUCAGAAAAAAAUAAUAAAAUGGAUGGAUGGUUAAAAGUAUGUUUUUUGUUGUGUUUUUUUAAAAUCAACUUUGUGGAUGGAAAGAAAUAUACUAGGUGGCCUAUAGCUGAUUUAAAAUGUCCCGGUUACAACGAGGUCUACGCCGAAUGUCAUGCCGAAUGCGACACACAUUGCGAAGACCUCUUCGACAUCAGAAAGAGGAUGGAUUGUGUCCCUACUCCGCCGCCGCCGCCCCUUCAAAGGGAGUUCCUCGCCGCCCUUUGUGCAGACAUGAAACCCGAAGGAGCAGAAUCUGGAGAAGAAACGACGACUGUGGCACCAGAAGAUGGAGCAGGAGGCGAGGGCGGUGAAGGAGGCGAAGGCGGUGAAGGUGGUGAAGGUGAAGGAGGAGGUGAAGGGGGUGAAGAUGAAAAUAAAAAAAGGAGGAAAAGAGAUGAUGAUGGUGAAGGCGGUGGAGAAGGUGAAGGAGAUGAGGAGCCAAAUGCAGAAGUCGAAGAAGAAAAUGUUGGAGAAGGUGAAGGUACAAAUGAAGAGGAGUCUGGAAACACGGAUGAUUCUCAAAAACCCGAAGACAAAGCACAAGAGGGCGUCAAGAAAGAUGCCCUAGGCCGAGAUUGCCGAGCCGGUUGCAUCUGUACCACAGGGACAGCCCGAAACAGGGACGGAAUCUGCGUCCCAACCGACCUUUGCGAUUCGCAAGAAAUCCUGGCAGGACACUGGAGCCCCAAAGAGCAAACAAACUCGAAAAAUCAGCAGAAUCAAUCUCCGGGUUAUGGACGACCUGGUGGAUCUUCUUCGGGAGGUUCGAGUUAUCAAUCGUCGAGGGAACUUAUUGGCUGCGAUCAUCAUAAGCAGCCUUGGGAAUGCAUCAGACAUACUCCUCCACAAUUAGGAUAUUUACUUGAUGUUCCACAAUACGAUCAAGGAUUUGGAAAUCCCGAAGAUGUCAAUGUAGAGGUCCACACAAUUACCAAAAGAGCAUCACCUCCAACUCCUGCCCACCAAACAGACCUGGUAGCCCUCUUAAAAUCCUCAAACAUCAUACGAUCAAGUCGUGUUGAAAAAGUAAUGCAGGAAACAGACCGCAAAUUCUAUUCCCCUACAAAUCCUUACUUAGAUUUACCUCAAAGGCUUCAACGUGGAACACAUGGAGCAACCAUAAGUACUCCAACAAUGCACGCAUACGCCUUAGAACUCCUCCAACCCUUCAUAAAACACGGAGAAAACAUCCUGGACAUAGGAUCAGGAAGUGGGUAUCUUCUAGCCUGUUUUUCGAGGCUGAAAAACCUGGACGGCCACGAUAGAAAUGACACAAGUGUAGUUGUCGGUAUCGACAAUCAACGAGAAUUGAUUAGGAUAGCCAGGAAUAAUUUGAAACAAGAUGAUCGCACGUUGUUGCACGAUAUUGUACUAAUUUCUGGGGAUGGUAGAUUUGGUUACCCAAAGUAUGCGCCUUAUAAUGCAAUUCAUGUAGGUGCAUCUGCAAUGGAAGUUCCGCAGAGUUUGAUAGAUCAACUUAAACCUGGAGGUAGAUUGGUGAUGCCUGUAGGACCCCGGGGUAAAAUGCAGGAUUUUGUGGCUGUUGAUAAAGAUUUUGAUGGUCAUUUGAAGGAGACGAAAGUUUUGAAAGUGAAGUUUAUGCCUUUAACGAAAUAAACGUGGAACCAUUAUGGCAAUAAAUAUUGGUGGCAUUUAUUUUAUCAUCUCUUACAAAAACAUGGAACAAAUCAAAUAAUUAUUAUUUAAACUUUGUAAUAUUUUUUCAGUGAAUCAAAAAAACAGAAAUCACAC
This is a messenger RNA of Ctenocephalides felis (cat flea), 1840 nucleotides long. RefSeq lists its product as uncharacterized. Gene Ontology annotation, biological process: protein modification process. The transcript is spliced from 6 exons. Gene Ontology annotation, cellular component: cytoplasm. Bases 68 to 1705 code for a protein of 545 amino acids. The record is from RefSeq and is a predicted model, not a curated record. Gene Ontology annotation, molecular function: protein-L-isoaspartate (D-aspartate) O-methyltransferase activity. NCBI's taxonomy places the organism in Eukaryota, Metazoa, Arthropoda, Insecta, Siphonaptera, Pulicidae.